This is a messenger RNA of Phragmites australis (common reed), 1630 nucleotides long. RefSeq lists its product as uncharacterized. The record is from RefSeq and is a predicted model, not a curated record. NCBI's taxonomy places the organism in Eukaryota, Viridiplantae, Streptophyta, Magnoliopsida, Poales, Poaceae. Gene Ontology annotation, biological process: transmembrane transport. Bases 492 to 1445 code for a protein of 317 amino acids. The transcript has 9 exons.
GAUCGAGAUCGCACGGCUCACAAGCCCGAUCGCCACGGCGCGUGGGCAGAGCCGCAUCGCCAGGAGGCGGGAGCAGCCCAGCCCGCCGCACCGACCGAAUAAUCUCGGCAGCGUCCGUAGCGCGACGUCCAAAGCCCUAAACCCCAAUCAAACCUCGAGGAAUCGUACGCAUCGGCAACCAUGGCGGCGUCCCCGUCCCCCCCCGCCCCAGCCACCGGAGUUGGCGACCGGAGCUCGACCGCCCUACUGCCGUCUCCCCACAUCACCAACUUCUUCGGCAAGUGCUCCCUGUCUCUCCGCUGCACACCGAUUCGGAUCACUACCUUCCCCGGUUAUGCUUUUGCCUUCCAAACUCUGGAUCUUCGGUGGUAGAUUCGGCUAAGAUCAAGCGUUGCGGUUUUGGGUGACUACGAGAUACAGUGGAAAUAGAGGGUUCUCACGUAUGGAGGGAAUUUGUGUGGGGAGGAAUUGCAGGCGCAUUUGGAGAAGGCAUGAUGCAUCCAGUUGACACUCUGAAAACAAGGCUUCAGAGUCAGGCUAUUAUGACAGGGACUAAGGCUCAGAUGAAUAUAUUUCAAAUGGUCAGGACAGUAUGGGCUUCUGAUGGUCUGAGAGGUUUUUACCGAGGAAUCAGCCCAGGUGUUACUGGAUCACUUGCGACAGGUGCUACAUAUUUUGGUGUUAUUGAAUCAACUAAGACAUGGUUGGAGAAUGCUAAUCCUAAUCUAAGUGGGCACUGGUCACAUUUUAUUGCUGGAGCAAUUGGUGAUACACUUGGAUCUUUUGUAUAUGUUCCUUGCGAAGUCAUGAAACAAAGAAUGCAAGUCCAAGGCACUAGAAAAUCUUGGCAAUCAGCUGCUGCUAAAGGAAGUAUUUCUCAUACCUCUGGGACUCAGAUGUAUGGUUACUACAAUGGAAUGUUCCAUGCUGGUUGUUCUAUCUGGAGAGAUCAUGGUCUGAAGGGGCUUUAUGCAGGAUACUGGUCUACACUUGCCAGGGAUGUCCCUUUUGCUGGUCUAAUGGUCACUUUCUAUGAAGCAAUGAAAGAAUUGACUGAGUAUGGGAAGAGGAAGUAUUUGCCCAACAGUGAUUUGGAUGUCAGCAACUCCUUUGAGGGACUUGUUCUAGGAGGAUUGGCAGGCGGAUGUAGUGCAUACUUGACAACCCCCUUGGAUGUGAUCAAGACAAGACUGCAAGUACAAGGAUCAACAACUCGGUACAAUGGGUGGCUGGAUGCUAUUACAAAGACAUGGACUUCCGAGGGAGUGCGUGGCUUGUUCAAGGGGAGCGUCCCUAGGAUAAUCUGGUAUAUACCUGCAUCAGCAUUCACAUUCAUGGCCGUGGAAUUCCUAAGGGAUCGUUUCAACGACAAGGUUGAUACAGAUGGCCGUGAACUAGCCACCCUGUCUAUCGACACGAUAUCAGAAGUUGAGGAGGCUGCCUAAAUUCCUUCGUGGUAGAAUUUACCCGGAGGAAAUUUUUGUCUUCUGUAGCAACAAAAUUAAUUUCUCUGAUGUAAAUUGUCAGCUAAGCAGAACGUCUGUAUCUACCAGAAGGAAACUAACCAUCUCAUCAUCCUUCAAGUCAAUAACUUUUGGAGUUAGGAGAUCAGGAUUCUUGGUUGGAACUA